GUUUUCAAGAAAUCCAACAAAGAUGGGCGUGAGCUCGUUCUCGUCUCCCGUGGCUAUGGACACACACUGCGAAGGGGCGGGGCUUUACAAACAAAAACAGCCAAGAAUCCAGCGCCAACAUGGACGCCGCGCUCGCUCGCUCACCUCAUGUAAAAGAUCACGAGUCGAGCCUAAAUGGCCACCGAAGCUGCUCAGUUGCAACGCUCGAGUGGGAGGGACCAAUGGCAGACUGGAGUCACAUGACCCGCGCAGAGCCAGGCUGAGCAGUUCCAAUAUGGUGGCCAGCUUGGCAGGUCUACGGUUCCUGUUGAUGGUAUUGUUGUUCUGCGGGAUCAGAUUCGGCGCCUGCAGCCAGGAAGCUCCGCAGGUCGUGGGGCUGCGACUGGAAGACCCCGGGGGUCUGGUGCGCAUGAAGGACCGAAUCAUCUCGGCGCCAGAAGGAGCCACGUUCCAGCUCCGUCUCUUUGGGGCUAAUCUGAAUGGAAGCUGGCCGUGGCCGUGGCUCGCGUUCGCUGAGGCGGCUGGGGGAGCCGCAGGGUCGGUCGGUGAUGCCCUCGACCCGUGCGAAGAGGAGUCCAGUCGGCAGGAAUCCGCCUUUAAUGCAACGGAACCGUUCAAAACGGACGAGCCGAACAGCGGGCUGCUGACGGUGGAGGUGAAGAAGCGUGGGAGCAUCUCCGCGGAUUUCUACCACCUGUGUGUGCAGAGAGGGGGGAUGUGGGCAUCAGUGGGCCCGGACAGACUGCAAGUUUGUCCGGGAGAACCUACAGCCCCCCCACGGCUUAAUGUGACCAAGACGGCAGUUCCCCCGUGGGGUCUGGCUCUCCUGGUGGUGCUGAUGCUGCUGAUCUGCGGGCUGCUGAGGACCGUAAACUUGAGCCUGUUGUGGCUCGACCCCGUGGAGCUCUAUGUUCUCCACAGCUGCGGAUCCGAGGAGGAGAAGCGAGCCGCCAAGCGCCUGGAGCCUAUCAGGAGGAGGGGGAACUUCUUGACAUGCUCGCUGCUCUUCCUCUGCGUCUUGGGCCACUCGGUCAUCGGGGUGCUCCUGUACCGGGCGCUGGGCUCCAUAGUCUCGGCGGUGUUCACCAGCGGCUUUCUGAUCUUCUUUCUGGCUGAGCUGGUUCCUCACGUCCUGUGCUCCGGCUACGGCUUCCAGCUGGCACCCGGGCUGACCUGGCUGGCCCAGGUCUGCAUGGUGCUCACCUGUCCCCUGUCCUGUCCGCUGGGGUUGAUUCUGGACCUGGGCCUGGGGAGAGACAUCAGCACCUGUGGGAUACGGGAGAGAGCCAUGGAGAUGAUUCGCGCCAGUGUCAAUGACCCUUACAGCGAGUUUGUGAAAGAGGAGUUCAGCCGUGGGAUGCUGCGCACCAAGACGGUGGAGGACAUCCUGACUCCCCUGAAGGACUGCUUCAUGCUGCCCAGCUCGGCCGUCCUGGACUUCUCCACCAUGUCGGAGAUCAUGCAGAGCGGAUACACCAGGGUGCCUAUUUACGAGGAGGAGAGGUCCAACAUCGUGGAGAUCCUUUACGUGAAGGAUUUGGCGCUGGUGGACCCGGAGGACUGCACGCCCAUGACCACCAUCACCAAGUUCUACAACCACCCGCUGCACUUCGUCUUCAACGACACCAAGCUGGACGCCAUGCUGGAGGAGUUCAAGAAAGGCAACUCUCACAUGGCCAUCGUCCAGAAGGUGAACAACGAGGGCGAGGGCGACCCGUUCUACGAGGUUCUGGGUCUGGUCACCCUGGAGGACGUCAUCGAGGAGGUCAUCAAGUCUGAGAUCCUGGACGAGUCCGACGGCUACUUGGACAGGAAGGUGAAGCGUCCGAUGACUCCUCUGGAGAUCCCUCUGGAGCCUCGCGGCUCCCACGAGGAGUUCUCCCUUUUCAAGCCUCCAGAGGGAGAGCCCAAGAUCCGCACAUCACCACAGCUCCUGCUGGCCACGCACCGCUUCCUGUCCAGAGAAGUGGAGCACUUCAGCCCAGCUCGUGUGUCUGAGAAGGUGCUGUUCCACCUGCUCCGCCAUCCCAGCGUCAACCAGGAGGUCCACUUCGAUCACAACAACCGGCUGAGCCCGAGCCACUACCUGUACACCCGCAACCACCCAGUGGACUACUUCAUCCUCCUGCUGCAGGGCCGUGUGGAGGUGGAAAUCGGCAAAGAGGGCCUGAAGUUUGAGAACGGGGCCUUCACUUACUAUGGAGUGUCUGCUCUGACGCUGCCCUCUUCAGUUCACCAGUCUCCGGUGUUGACCCAGCGGCACUCUCCCAGAGAUCCCUUCGAGUCAGCAGACGCCACCAGCCCGUCCAACUACUGUCCCGACUACACAGUGCGAGCCCUCACUGACCUGCAGCUCAUACGGGUGACCCGUCUGCAGUACCUGAACGCCCUGAUGGCGUCGCGGGCGGGUCAGAGUCCAGACCCUCCAGAGAUCAAGAUCCUGCCCAACAGUCAGACCAAGCUGCUCAACGACAGAAACGCCACACCAGAGUUUCCUGUAAACUUUUCAUUCUUUGAUACCAUUGAGAACUUCUGUUAGAGGGCUUUGUAUGCAUGAGGUAAAUCCAACCUUUAGCCCCAGUCAGUAACUUACUCACAGACACCAAUCCUGUCCUGCUGCAGGCUGACACAUUUACCCCCUCAUGUCACCCAUAAGCCCCUCUGAGCAUUGUGUCUGUACUCUAAUCAUGUGGACCUUUGUGGAGGCAGGAAGGUAAAUGUGUCUUUACUUUUCUACUCCUUGUUCUUUGCUCUGUCUUUAAAUCGCUUUCCCCUUUCCUGUCCUACUGCAGCUGCAGCAGAUGCUCUUCAUUCUGUUCAGCCUCUGUUUCCCCAAAACAAAGAUACAGUAAUGUAUGAUUUAAUUAGGCUACAGAUGGUGAUGAGCCACGUCUUUCUGGCGUCCAUAUUGGAGGUUCAACGUGUUUUAAGAAAACUUCUUAAACUUGUAGAAAAAAGUUCAAGCUUUCUUUCUGUAUGAGGUAAAUCCUUGUCAAAGUGCCUCAAAUUCAGUUCCAUGUAGAUUAUGAUUGUUAUGUAAAGAAUAUGGCUGCUCAAUCAUGAGGUGUCAUUGUUAUUGGGAGAUGAGGAGAAAUACUUUUAUCUAAAUAUCAUACUGGCUCUAAAUUAUUGAAUUACAAUUACUUUAGCAAUCUGAGCAGAAAGAAACUCCUUCAGUGCUUUGAAAACUCCAGCCUAGUUAAAAACUAUUUCAUCAGAAAAGAAAUGAAGCUGUUGACCUCCAAUAUGUCCGCCCGGGGGAGCCGAGCCGUCGCCUUAGAAACAGUAGACAUCAAACAGAGUAGAUGGCUCCAUCUUCGUCUUCUGUCGCUCUGGUCGUCCCUCCCCUGUAUGUGUGAGUGCUGCCAUCCCUGUUCUGACCUCAAGCCUCACCCCAGCUCUCCUCUGAUUGGUCGGGUUCCACAGGUAGCAGCAGAGCCCAGGAGAGCUCCACAGAAGACGAGGCUCAUGGGUAGCACAGGAAACAUUUCUGGUUGGAUCGUAGUUAUUGGACCAGACUGGAGAGAGAGAGAGAAAGAGAUUUUUUUUUUGUUUUAUUUAACUAGACCCACUAACUCACACGUCGCCAUUCCUUCAUGUGAUCUUUACUGAUUAUUUUAUAUAUGUAUGUACAUAUGUCUGUAUAAAUAUAAAUAUAGAGUGGAAAGAGAAGAUAUGUUACAUUAAUGGAAUUAUUUAGUUUUCUGCGUUAAUUGGUCCUCAAUGUGAUCUGAGCGUUUCCUGCUGCACACCAGAGACUGAACCCUUUGAUUGGAUAAAGUUCCAGAAAACGGCUUCUUCUGCUUCCUCAAGACGAUUCAAUGACCCUGCGCGUUCCCAUGGAAACCUGAACUGGGGAGUGCCAUCACAUUCACAUCGAAAAUGCAUUCGAAUAAGAGGAAACCAAGUCAGAAUGUCCGAGUUAGAGCCGUCGUAUGUCGGGAUUUCUUUGGAAUUAUGAAAAUAAUUGUUUCUGUCAUUGUAAAAUGUGGAAAAGUA
Molecule: messenger RNA, 3999 nt
Organism: Poecilia reticulata (guppy)
Lineage: Eukaryota; Metazoa; Chordata; Actinopteri; Cyprinodontiformes; Poeciliidae
Gene: cnnm3
Product: cyclin and CBS domain divalent metal cation transport mediator 3
Biological process (GO): magnesium ion homeostasis; transport
Cellular component (GO): plasma membrane
Molecular function (GO): transmembrane transporter activity
Source: RefSeq, a predicted model, not a curated record